UUGCUGAUAGAUGGCGCCAAAACGUUUGCGGGUGCGCAAGGCAUUCUAGGAGGUGCUGAGAAAUCGCGAUCGGCCAUUAUCCUUUCUGUGCUGUGUGUGUGCUGACUGGGACCGAUAAAAUGUCGCUACUUUCUGUGCGUUUAGCUGCCUCAGUGGCCCGCAAUUUACCUAAAAAUGUCCCCCAGGUUUCCGGUGUAGCAUUUCCAGCAGCCUCAGCCACACUCCGUAAAAUCCACUCCUCUCCAGUCAACAAUGGGGUAGAAAUUUCCUCAGUCUUGGAAGAAAGGAUCCUGGGUGCUGCGCCUAAGGCUGACUUGGACGAAACUGGUCGUGUGUUAAGCAUUGGUGACGGUAUUGCUCGUGUCUAUGGCUUGAACAAUAUCCAAGCCGAUGAAAUGGUGGAAUUCUCUUCAGGAUUGAAGGGUAUGGCCUUGAAUUUGGAACCUGACAACGUUGGAGUGGUAGUUUUUGGUAACGACAAACUUAUCAAGGAAGGUGACAUUGUCAAAAGAACAGGAGCUAUUGUUGAUGUUCCUGUAGGCGAUGCUUUGUUGGGACGUGUAGUUGAUGCUUUAGGUAACGCCAUCGAUGGUAAAGGUCCACUAAACACUAAACAACGUUUCCGUGUGGGUACCAAAGCCCCUGGAAUCAUUCCACGUGUCUCUGUCAGAGAACCCAUGCAGACUGGAAUUAAGGCCGUAGAUUCAUUAGUACCAAUUGGUAGAGGCCAGAGAGAAUUGAUUAUUGGUGAUCGUCAAACUGGGAAAACCGCUCUGGCCAUUGACACCAUCAUCAACCAGAAACGUUUCAACGAUGCCGACGAUGAAAAAAAGAAGCUUUACUGCAUCUAUGUUGCCAUUGGUCAAAAACGUUCCACAGUGGCCCAAAUUUUGAAACGUCUUACAGACAGUGGCGCCAUGAACUACACCAUUAUUGUGUCCGCUACCGCCUCUGAUGCUGCCCCUCUGCAAUAUUUGGCCCCAUAUUCCGGCUGCGCCAUGGGAGAAUACUUCCGUGACAAUGGAAAGCAUGCAUUGAUCAUCUAUGAUGAUUUGUCCAAACAGGCUGUUGCCUACCGUCAAAUGUCCUUGUUGCUACGUCGUCCUCCAGGACGUGAAGCAUACCCCGGAGAUGUCUUCUACCUUCAUUCCCGUCUUUUGGAGCGUGCAGCUAAAAUGUCAGAAGCUCAUGGAGGUGGUUCUUUGACAGCUUUACCGGUAAUUGAAACUCAAGCCGGUGAUGUAUCAGCUUACAUUCCUACCAACGUAAUUUCCAUUACUGACGGUCAAAUUUUCUUGGAAACCGAAUUGUUCUACAAAGGUAUCCGGCCAGCCAUCAACGUAGGUUUGAGUGUGUCACGUGUAGGUUCUGCCGCUCAGACUAAGGCCAUGAAACAAGUAGCUGGUUCCAUGAAGUUGGAAUUGGCCCAGUACCGUGAAGUAGCUGCUUUUGCUCAGUUUGGUUCCGAUUUGGAUGCUGCCACUCAACAGUUGUUGAACCGUGGUGUCAGGUUGACUGAAUUAUUGAAACAAGGUCAAUAUGUACCAAUGGCCAUUGAAGAACAAGUCGCCAUCAUUUACUGUGGUGUUAGAGGACAUUUGGACAAAGUUGAUCCAGCUAAGAUUACUGUUUUUGAAAAGCAAUUCUCCGAACACAUCAAGUCUCGUCAUCAAAGCAUCCUUCAAAGCAUCGCCAAGGAAGGCAAAAUCACAGAUUCUACAGAUGCUGAGCUCAAGAAGCUUGUGCAAGAAUUCUUGGCCAGUUUCUCUGGUUAAUUGAGCUGAGCUUAGGAUAUUUUUUUCUAUCUUCAAUUGUUUAAUAUUUAAUAAUGUUAUUAUUAUAAAACUGUAUCUACUAAGGGACUUGUUUUUUUUUUUGACAGAAAAGGCCUCUUAGUCAUAGUGUUAAUUUUUCCAAUAAAAUUUGCUAAUUCAUUCUACCAAUUUUUACUGGAAAAUUCAGCAUUUGUCUUAAGAAAUUAUUAUGUACUUUUUUGUUUGUAUUGAAACCGAUAGAUAAAACCAAUAAAUUAAUUGGGUUUUUAUAA
Ceutorhynchus assimilis (cabbage seed weevil) is the source of this 2047-nucleotide messenger RNA. The record is from the annotation of a GenBank genome assembly. NCBI's taxonomy places the organism in Eukaryota, Metazoa, Arthropoda, Insecta, Coleoptera, Curculionidae.